Messenger RNA from Fundulus heteroclitus (mummichog), 3414 nucleotides. RefSeq names its product arrestin red cell. The transcript is spliced from 16 exons. Gene Ontology annotation, biological process: signal transduction; positive regulation of ERK1 and ERK2 cascade; G protein-coupled receptor internalization. Bases 388 to 1611 code for a protein of 407 amino acids. The record is from RefSeq and is a predicted model, not a curated record. Gene Ontology annotation, cellular component: cytoplasm. Gene Ontology annotation, molecular function: angiotensin receptor binding. Lineage: Eukaryota; Metazoa; Chordata; Actinopteri; Cyprinodontiformes; Fundulidae.
ACACACACACACACACACACACACACACACAGGGUAGUGUUUCGGAAAAGCCUCCUUCGCUGUGCCCCCCUUGAACUGGACCGGGUCCACCAGAACCUCGGGUCCGGUUCCGACCGUCCAGCCGCCGUCAAACAGCGCGCGCCGACCCCGGGUCCUCGCUAGUGCGGUUUACCGGCGCGCCCGGUCCUCACAGAGCCGCUAAGCCGGCGCUCACACACACAGCCGUUGCGGAAGCCCGGAGCACCGAGGCGGCGCUAGAAGCCAUUAGCAUAUUAAGCAGUUCUGCUGGAUGGACGGCUGAACCGAGCCUCCCGGACCGAACCAGCACCACACCGUCGGCUCAGCCUCAGUUUGCCGGGAUUCUGCUGCCGUCCGCCUGCCGAGGAGAUGGGGGACAAGGCGGGCACCAGAGUUUUCAAGAAGUCCAGCCCCAACUGCAAGCUCACGGUCUACCUGGGAAAGAGGGACUUUGUGGACCACCUGGACCACGUCGACCCGGUUGAUGGAGUGAUCCUGGUGGACCCGGAGUACCUGAAGGACCGCAAAGUCUUCGUCACCCUGACCUGCGCGUUCCGCUACGGCCGCGAGGAUCUGGACGUUCUGGGCCUGUCCUUCAGGAAGGACCUCUACAUCUCCACCUUCCAGGCCUUCCCGCCGGUUCCGGAGGAGAAGAAACCCAACAGCCGUCUGCAGGAGCGGCUGCUGAAGAAACUGGGCCAGCACGCUCACCCGUUCUACUUCACAAUCCCUCAGAACCUGCCCUGCUCCGUCACCUUACAGCCCGGCCCAGAGGACACCGGCAAGGCCUGUGGCGUCGACUUUGAGAUCAGAGCGUUCUGCGCCAAGUCGAUAGAGGAGAAGAUCCACAAGAGGAACUCGGUGCGUCUGGUGAUCAGGAAGGUCCAGUACGCCCCGGAGAAGCCGGGCCCUCAGCCCAUGGUGGAGACCACCCGCAGCUUCCUCAUGUCCGACAGAUCCCUGCACCUGGAGGCGUCCUUAGACAAAGAGCUGUACUACCACGGAGAGCCCAUCAGCGUGAACGUCCACGUCACCAACAACUCCACCAAGACGGUGAAGAGAGUCAAGAUCUCAGUGCGGCAGUACGCCGACAUCUGUCUAUUCAGCACCGCCCAGUACAAGUGUCCAGUGGCCCAGCUGGAGGCAGACGACCAGGUGUCGUCCAGCUCCACCUUCUGUAAGGUGUACACUCUGACCCCGACGCUGGACAAGAACAGAGAGAAGAGAGGACUGGCUCUGGACGGGAAGCUCAAACAUGAAGACACCAACCUGGCCUCCUCCACCAUAGUGAAGGAUGUCACCAACAAGGAGGUCCUGGGCAUCCUGGUGUCCUACAGAGUCAAAGUCAAACUGGUGGUGUCACGUGGAGGGGACGUGUCGGUGGAGCUGCCCUUCAUCCUCAUGCAUCCCAAACCGGUGGAGCCGCCCGCGUCCCGCCCUCAGUCAGCCGUGCCGGACUCGGACCCGCCCAUCGACACCAACCUCAUCGAGUUCGACACAAACAGCGUCUCCCAGGACGACGACUUCGUCUUCGAGGACUUUGCUCGCCUGCGGCUCAAAGGCGCCGUGGACGACAAGGACGAGGACUGCUAGGAGCCGAGCGAGCCGCCGCCGCUUCAUCACACACCUGCACACACCUGCACACACCUGCACACACCUGCACACGUUACAUUCCCAGCAGGAGGCGGCGCCUGGACGGAGGCUCGCCGGGCUUCUUCUUCUCUUGCUUUGACUCCAUCUGCCUGCUUCUGCCGCCAUCUUCCCCUCCAUCAGUGGGCGGGGCUUAAACCAGCUCUUACCUGUUAGGUGUUUCUGAAGCAGGCCGCCUCCCAGCCACACGGGCCCUCUGAGGGUUCUGGUUCUGAAGCCCAGCAGCUCCCGACCCGCUUACAGUCCUUCAGAUGGUUCCUGAAACAACAGCUGGGGUUCUGAGUUCAGGCUGAAGCUGCAGAGGUCCGGUUCUGGUUCUGAAACGCUUUGAUCGGGCCGUAGUCACUAACCGGGCCUGCCGAGGUUCUGCUGCUGAAGCUGGGAUUUAUCCCGACUUUUAAAGAUAAUCUGAGUUUCAAACCACAACCGGACCUGCAGCUUUGAGGAAACUGCUGCCGUCUGCGUCAGAGCCGGUUCUGGUUCUGGUACCAAUCCAGUUUAUGGUGUGGGGAAAGCCCAGAUUUCCUGUCAGAGUUCUGUUGGUUUCAAAAGUUCUGAAGUUAAAGAUUGAAAUCAGAACCGGCGCAGCAGAUUCCUCCCAGCUCUGCUUCCAUGAUCAAAACCAGCAUUCCCGUUUACGCCGACCCGUUCGGACCUCCAGCUGGUCUCGGUUCUGACGGGCCGAACCCGUGUUGCUUCCUGUUGUCAGUCCAGACGGUGCCUUCAGAGUCUCUGCUGCCAACCGGACCUCCCAGCGCCUCAAUCCGGGCCUGAACCCACGUUCUCCAGACCGGGUCUGAAAGAGUUCUGGUUCUGGACGACGAUGGCCCGUUUCUAUGGCAACGCUGUCCCACGUCUAACCUGAACUAAACGGUAAUAAGCUGCCACCGGUUCCCACAGGGAGGUCCAUCUUCUGGUUCUGGGUUCUGCCAAGUUUGAUGACCCACGUCUGCCCAGAACUCACCGGACGGUUUAAGAUCCGCUUUACUGUAAAGUCCAAACUGUUUGGUACCGACCCGUUUAUGUUCCACCGGGUCUUCAGCCAGAACCUCCCAAUAAAAACGUUCUGCAUUAGAACUUUUACCCGGUUCUGUUAAAUCAUCGCCGCUGAGCAACUGGACCUGAAAUUAUUCCCCCUUUUCAAAUCUGAAACUUUGGUUCUGAUUCUGCCAAAAACAGAACCAGAGGUUCUGACUGCCAGAGUUCUCCCUGACCUCCAGGUCUGGGGUUCUCUGAAGCGGUUCCGAAGGCGUCGGCCCGUUCUGGGAACCCGUUCUGGGAACCUUCCAGUCGGCGCUGAACGGAGCGAAGCUGGUGCCAAAGCUGCAGGCAGCAGCCGGGCUCCUUCAGAACCGAGCCGGUCCAGGAGGUCCGAUGUUCCGUGUUGCCCCGUCCCGCAGUGCUGUGAAUCGUAGCGAGCUGUGGUUCUGUCCUGGUCCGUCGUGCAUCUGUGGGGUAACUUCGCUCUAAGUGUAAAAUAUUCUGACAAGUGCCACGCCCCGGCCCGUUUGAUGCUAACAUAACGUCUAUAGAACCAGAACCACAGGGUUCUGCUUCUGUUAUUCUGCUUCAGAUUCUUCUUCUUCUAUUAUUAUUAUUAUUAUUAUUAUUCUGGUGACUAUUAUUACAGCUACUGUAUCAUCAGCGACCAUGAUUAUCCUCGUAAUCAGUUCUGUUUGCCAUGUAUUUUUAUUUCAGAUUUUUAUUUUAGUUUCCUUUUUAUUAUUAAAGUGAAAUGAACUAACA